Messenger RNA from Seriola aureovittata, 553 nucleotides. RefSeq lists its product as uncharacterized. The transcript has 3 exons. Lineage: Eukaryota; Metazoa; Chordata; Actinopteri; Carangiformes; Carangidae. Bases 1 to 450 code for a protein of 149 amino acids. The record is from RefSeq and is a predicted model, not a curated record.
AUGAGUUACUGUCUUCUUGGACUGAACUCGGGCCCUGCAAACUGGGCCAGUGUUAGCCGCCUGGUGGAGGCCGUUUGCAACCAGCUCUGCGUCUUCACCCGGUGGCCACGUGGUCCAGAGGGACCGUGCUGGCCAGACUCUCCCUUCAGCAAAGGGUCUUUGGUCCAGGUGGGACAAGGACAGUCUUUUAACUUCAAUGUCCUGGAGGAGCAGCCUGGGCCCUCCAGCAGGGGUCUGCCUCCUCCUCCUCCUCCUCCUCUUCCUCCUCCUCCUCCUCCUCCUCCUCCUCCUCCUCCUCCAGAGAGAAUGAACAGCAUGGCCCCUCAUUCACUGCUGUUGGUCCUCCCCUCGCUCCAGCACCACUCCCCUCUUCUGUUCCUCCCCCUCCUCUGCCUGGACUACCUGUACCCAGGACCGACCAGAGCCUACAGGAAGAGGAAGGUGACCUGAAGCUGCUGUGGCAGAGCGGGGGCCGCUGCCUGGAGGAAAAACCCUCCGGCUGCCAACGUCAUACAUCUGCAGCAAGUGUGUCCAACCCAGAAGGAUUGACACU